AUGUUUCUCGUACUUACUGCUUUUUUGCCAGUAUUUUUCAAAAUUGAUUUUGUUAGCCUCUCCGCUUUACAGCACUGGAACUGUCCCAGGGGAUACCGAUUGGGGAAUGAAAACUCCACUUGUAUAGAUAUUGAUGAAUGCCUUGAAGGUGGUCUAGGUACCUGUGGCCAAACUUGUGUCAAUGUUCCAGGGUCCUAUUUGUGCUCCUGUUUGCCUGGCUACACUCUGGAUAAUGACAAGUGGUCCUGUUAUGCUGAUGAUCCUGCACCAUUCCUAAUUUUUAGCCAUGGAAAUGCCAUCUUCAGAAUUGACAGAGAGGGGACCAAUCACGAACGGCUAGUUGCCAAUGCUGGCGUAUCAGUGCUCAUAGAUUUUCAUUACAAAGAGGAGAAAAUGUAUUGGUUGGACUCUGAAAAAGGGCUUCUGCAACGAGUGUACCUGAAUGGCACAAAACAAGAGAGACUACGCUAUGUUGAAAAAGGUGUUGCAGGGUUUGCCAUCAACUGGAUAAAUCAAGAUAUUCUUUGGGCCAACCACCAGAAAGCAACUAUUGAAGCAACUGACUUGAAUGGAAACAAUUCCCGAGUCCUUUUAAAGGACGUAGGUCAUCCCACAAGUAUUGCUGUUGACCCUGGGAAAAGGUUUAUAUUUUGGUCUUCAGAUGGUGCUCUUUCCAGCGUUCACAGAGCAAUCCUUGAUGGAACUGACAUGAGAAUUGUUUUGAGGACCACAGAAAAAAUAAAGACCAUCUCAUUGGAUUUUAUUGACACAAGACUCUUUUGGAUCCAGUAUGACAGUGAGGAAGAUGUUUCACGCAUUGGCUCAUGUGACUAUAAUGGUGGCUCUAUUCAUUUGCCCAAACAUUCUGCCCGACACCGUUUAUUUGGCAUAUCUCUGUUUGCUGAGCACUUCUACUAUCCAGACCCAAAAACUGACAUGAUCCGGAGAGCCAAUAAAUUUUCAGGAAAGGUUAUAGUCACAAUCAGCCUGAAACCAUCAUUUUUGCCACCUGCUGAAAUAAAAGUGGUGCAUCCAUUUAAACAGCCCGGUGCAAGAACAGAUGCUCGAGAUUUUGAACACAGAUCCUGCCAUUUGAACAAAGAAAACUGCAAGAGAAGAAUCUGCAAGGAUGACUCCAAGACCCAUCGGUGCAAGUGUUCGAAUGGAUUUGUUUUGAGUAGAAAUAGGCAAUACUGUGAAGAUGUCAAUGAAUGUGCUUUUUGGAACCAUGGCUGUACUCUGGGAUGUGUAAAUAUCCCUGGCUCCUAUUACUGUACAUGCCCACGAGGUUUUGUUCUGCUGCCUGAUAGAAAAACAUGUCACGAGCUCAUUUCCUGUGCAAAUAAUCACACUGAAUGCAGCCAUGGUUGUCUUGAAACAUCUAGAGGGCCUGUUUGCUUUUGUCCAGAGGGAUCGGUGCUCAUAGUAGAUGAGAAAACAUGCUCAGGUUGUACAUCUCUGGAUAAUGGUGAAUGUAGCCAGAUUUGUACCUCUUUAAGUCCAUCUUCCUGGGAGUGUGGUUGUUUUCCUGGAUAUAAGCUGCAGGCGGAUAAAAGACACUGCACUGCUAUAGGCCCCAGGCCAUUUUUGUUGUUUGCAAACGGCCAGGACAUCCGCCGCAUCAGUUUUGAUGGAACAGAUUACACAAGUUUACUCGACUGGCAGAUGGGAAUGGUUUUAGCACUGGACUAUGACCCAGUUGAAAGUAAGAUUUAUUUUGCACACACAGCCUUGAAGUGGAUAGAACGAGCUGAUCUGGAUGGCUCAAAUCGUGAAAAAAUUAUUUGUGAAGCUAUAGAUAUACCUGAAGGUCUUGCUGUGGACUGGAUUAACCGUAAAUUAUAUUGGACAGACAGAGGGAAGUCGUACAUUGGGAGGAGUGAGUUGAACGGAAUGCACAGAGAAAUGAUCAUCAAGGAGGACAUCUUCCAGCCCCGAGGGAUUGCUGUUCACCCACUAGCUAAGAGAUUAUUCUGGACCGACUUGGGGGUCAACCCACGGAUCGAAAGUGCUUCCCUACAAGGCAUUGAUCGUCUGGUUAUAGCUAGCACUGACCUGGUUUGGCCCAGUGGAAUUACUGUCGACUGCUUAGCUGACAAGUUAUACUGGUGUGAUGCUAAACAGUCUGUUAUUGAAACUGCAAAUCUGGAUGGUUCUAAACGCCGAAUACUUACACAGAAUGAUGUAGGCCAUCCAUUUGAUGUAGCAGUAUUUGAGGAUCAUGUUUGGUUCUCUGACUGGGCUAAGCCUUCAUUAACAAGGGUGGACAAGAAGACCGGCCAAAACAGGGUACGUCUCCGAGGCAGCAUGCUGAGACCCUCAUCAGUGAUUGUAGUUCAUCCUUUGGCAAAACCAGGAGCAGAUCCCUGCCUUCAUGAGAAUGGAGGCUGUGAUCAGAUCUGUGAAGACAGAUUUGGAGUUGCCCAUUGCUCAUGUCACAAAGGCUUUUUGAAAACCCAACAUGGAAAAACCUGUCAGGCUCUGAAUAUUCCUGAGACAGCAGCAGGGGGUAUCUCUGUACACAAGAAAGCAGCACCACAGGAUAAAACAGCAACACUGGAAACCUUAUACCAAAGUCCACUGAAUAGUGGGACAUACGGGGAUACUAACAAUGGGGAGGAGCUACAGACUCAACACUUGUUGAUGGCUGAAAUCAUGGUGUCUGAUCGAGAUGACUGUGCUGUGUUAGAAUGCAACGUCAACGCCCAGUGUGUUCCCCUGGAAGAUGGUGCUAUGUGUCAGUGUUUGAAAGGAUUUACCAGGGAGGGUAAAUCAUGCUAUGAUGUUGAUGAGUGUGCUCUUAACAUGGACCGCUGUAAUCGACACCUAUCGGACUGUAUCAAUACUGAAGGUGGCUAUGUCUGCAAGUGUCUGGAGGGCUACCGUGGAGAUGGGCUUCAUUGUUCUGAUAUCGAUGAAUGCAAGCUGGGGACACACACAUGUGGAGAAAACACUGUCUGCACCAAUACUGAAGGAAACUACACUUGCACUUGCAUUAAUGGUCUAUCCAGAACUGGGGACAACUGUACUGAAUCUGCCAUGCCUUCUACCACGAGCACCAGUGGUGACAACGUUUCCUCUGAACAAGAUGGUUUUAUGGGCUGCCCUCCUUCAUACGAGUCCUACUGUCUUCAUGGUGGAGUUUGUAUUUAUGUUUCAAUUCUACAAGACUAUGCGUGCACCUGUGUGACUGGUUACGUGGGGGAGCGCUGUCAGUUCAGCGACUUGGAAUGGUGGGAACAGCAGCAUGUGGAGCAAAUAAAGAAGAGGAACAUCACAAUUGCAGUUUGUAUAGUUGUGCUGCUCCUGCUGCUCCUCCUGGGAUCUCUUGCUGCUUACUGUUACAGAAGUCAGAACUUUUAUAAGGAUCCAUAUGCAGAAGCGAUAAGAAAUGCCAGCAGCAGCAGCAGUGCCGACAGUGAGAACGUGACACCUACUAGCAAUAAGUCUCGGUUCAUUGUUGUGAUGGCACGUAACAGUCAUGGGGAAGGCAGAGCUGUCAAUCUAAUGGACCGUGAGACGACCGAUCACAGUCACUCCUGCCCUUCGGAGUCCGCAUAUGCACCGCCUCAGCCUGCAACAAACAACAAAGCAGCACAGAUGCUAGCAGAAGAGGAGAGAGAGCAGGGCUGCCGGCAACAUCUUCUCGAUGGUAGGAAGCCUCAGCUUGGUGAAGCAGAGAGGAGCCCUCACCAGCUUCAGUGGAGCAUCAGCCCCAUUACGAUGUUGGAAAAUGACCUUCACUCCCCAGCACCAUCCAGCCUGUUAAUGCAGCCCAAUUAAAGGGUCCAGGGUAGUAUGGAACUGAAACUUACAAACUGAAGCAAUAUUUUUUCUUUAAACUGUACAUUAAAAAAAAAAAAACCCUUACCAGUCUUUCCUUAUCAUCUCUGCUUAGAAGCAUUGCAGAGACGAAUAUACCAGUGCGAAAUAUCCUAUUACAUUUUUAAUAUCACUGUAAAGGUCCUACUAAUUGCAGCUAAGAGGACACUGGGUGAGAACUCACCCCAGGUGGUGACCAUUAGAAACAAA
Molecule: messenger RNA, 4032 nt
Organism: Mauremys mutica (yellowpond turtle)
Lineage: Eukaryota; Metazoa; Chordata; Testudines; Geoemydidae
Gene: EGF
Product: epidermal growth factor
Exons: 25
Coding region: 1-3783 (1260 amino acids)
Molecular function (GO): calcium ion binding
Source: RefSeq, a predicted model, not a curated record